Microthlaspi erraticum is the source of this 981-nucleotide messenger RNA. Lineage: Eukaryota; Viridiplantae; Streptophyta; Magnoliopsida; Brassicales; Brassicaceae. The record is from the annotation of a GenBank genome assembly.
AUGAAAAACGGAUCAGGCAACACGAACACGAAGCUCAUCCUCCUUCAUCCUUACAUCCAAAAACAAACGAGCACGACUCGUCUAUGGCUUCUAGCUUUCGUCUCUUUCUUCACCAUCGUUUUCCUCCUUACUCUCCUCUACACUAGAGACACAAUCCCUUCCAAAAACGCCUCCGUCGCUGCCGCUGUAGCCGCCGUGGUCACAUCCGCCACCGGAGUAUCAUCAUCAUCACCUCCGACGACCAUCUCCAACCCUAAUCUCCCCACAACCGCCAUCAACGCAUUGCUCCACUACGCGUCAAGAUCCAACGACAGUUUCCACAUGUCAUACGGAGAGAUGAAAUCGAUCUCCGACGUCCUCCGCCGCUGCGCUCCGCCUUGUAAUCUCCUCGUAUUCGGACUCACGCACGAAACUCUCCUCUGGAAGUCGUUAAACCACAACGGCCGCACGGUUUUCAUCGAGGAAAACCGAUACUACGCGGCUUAUUUCGAAGAAAUCCACCCGGAGAUAGAAGUUUUCGACGUUCAAUACACGACCAAAGCUCACGAAGCCGGCGAGCUAGUCGCGGCGGCGAAAGAAGCCGCGAGAAACGAGUGUCGUCCCGUGCAGAACCUCCUCUUCUCCGACUGCAAACUAGGUCUCAACGAUUUGCCGAACCACGUCUACGAUGUGGAUUGGGACGUGAUCUUCGUGGAUGGGCCACGUGGCGACGCUCACGAGGGACCGGGGAGGAUGUCGUCGAUUUUCACGGCGGCGGUUCUUGCUCGGAGCAAAAAGGGCGGGAGUCCGAAGACGCAUGUGUUCGUUCACGAUUACUACAGAGACGUUGAGAGGCUUUGCGGAGAUGAGUUCUUGUGCAAAGAGAACCUUGUCGAGUCUAAUGAUUUGCUUGCGCACUACGUGUUGGAUAAAAUGGAUAAAAACAGCACGCGGUUCUGUAGUGAUCGUAAGAAACGCCGCUCUGUUUCUUCUUUGUCUUAG